Molecule: messenger RNA, 441 nt
Organism: Fusarium sp. VM40
Lineage: Eukaryota; Fungi; Ascomycota; Sordariomycetes; Hypocreales; Nectriaceae
Source: the annotation of a GenBank genome assembly
AUGCCUCGUCAACGAUCCGUCGGCCGCGCUCCUUCGCGCCCUACCGCUGCUGCUUCGGCUCCUAAGCCCCAGCAGACUCGCCCUGCCGCCACCCACGCUGCUCCUCCCGCUACUACUCCCUCCGGUGCCCAUCCUCCUCCUCAGGCUGCUGGUUCUCAGGGCCCUGGACUGUUCGGUCAGAUGGCCAGCACUGCUGCCGGUGUCGCUAUCGGUUCCUCAGUAGGCCACGCCAUCGGUGGUAUGUUCGGCGGCUCCUCCGAGCCCGCUGCUGCCGCUCCCGUCCAGGCCGCCGCUCCCCAGGAGCAGUCCUGGAACCAGAACAACUGCGCCGGCGUCGCCCAGAACUUCACAAAGUGCAUGGACGACAACAACGGAAACAUGCAGAUCUGCAACUGGUACCUUGAGCAGCUCAAGGCUUGCCAGGCCGCUUCCAGCCAGUAA